GACAGGACUGCCAGCACUAUUGUCAAAAACAUUUGACCGCAGCAUAGUACUCAGUUGACAGCUUGGUAGAGGAAACAGAGUUACUCAGACCCAGUCCCAGACCGUAAUGGUUAGUAUUGGGACGAGCUGAAUGAACGUGGUCUGAGCUACAGGACCAGAGGAGAAAAUAAGUCCCUGGAGUAACAAGGCUGCGGAGACCAUCACAAAGUUGAGUGACACAGCCCUGCUAUGGGUGCUAAACAAGAGAAAAUGUACUGCACCAGGUACUUGGAUGGUCAGGGACCCCCAGCACUGAUAGACCAAGCUAAUGGGGAUGUGAAGGGGAGCUAUGCUGGGGUGUCAGAGGGCAGCCAGCCAGAGGGACAGAUGACAUGGGUCAUUCUACACAGAGACCUCCCUGGUUACCCAGGGGACAACACCAUACAGAUCAAUUAUGUUUUUGCAGAUGGAAUACAAACAGACAAGCAUCCCAAUCCAGGGCAGACAUUUUUGGGAAUGAGGACAUUGGCGUAUUUGCCCGACAACCGCGAUGGAAGGAGGAUCCUGGGGCUAUUGGAUAAGGCCUUCUACCAGAGGCUGGUCUUUACUGUAGCAACCAAUGAGAAUGGAGAGGAUAUGGUCACAUGGGCAGAUAUACCCCAUAAAACAACCCCUGACGCAGGAAAAGACAGUCACAGCUAUCCAGACCCGGACUACCUGAAAACAGCGAGGAAAAUACUGAAAGACAAAGGCAUCGAAUGAGAGGCGACGAAGAUCCAAUCAACCUCAGUUAUCAACACUGUCAACGUCAACAGUAAUGUCUGAAAGGUGCUGAAUGCUCUGUCGUAGCCUACUACAGGUCCCGGUGUACAAUUAUUUUAGACCUCUACAGCAGGAUUAUGUACAAGUUUAUUAGCUGCUGUAUCAUAUCGUGUCGGUUUUGUUUCUUGAAAGCUUUGAUAAUAUAUUCAUAUUUUAGACUACAGGGUCCUUAUGUGCAGAAUGUACAAUAAAUAGCUGUUUGCUGUACACUC
This is a messenger RNA of Oncorhynchus keta (chum salmon), 1013 nucleotides long. RefSeq names its product deltex E3 ubiquitin ligase 3L a (gene dtx3la). The transcript has 5 exons. Lineage: Eukaryota; Metazoa; Chordata; Actinopteri; Salmoniformes; Salmonidae. The record is from RefSeq and is a predicted model, not a curated record. The coding region runs from base 229 to 741 and encodes 170 amino acids. Gene Ontology annotation, biological process: Notch signaling pathway; protein ubiquitination.